CAGUAAUUCGCCAAAAUGACAAACAAAAAGGGAAAGAGGAGAGGCACCCGAUAUAUAUUCUCUAGGCCUUUUAGAAAACAUGGAGUUGUUCCUUUGGCCAUGUAUAUGCGAAUCUAUAAGAAAGGUGAUAUUGUAGACAGCAAGGGAAUGGGUACUGUUCAAAAAGGAAUGCCCCACAAGUGUUACCAUGGCAAAACUGAGAGAGUCUACAAUGUUACCCAGCAUGCUGUUGGCAUUGUUGUAAACAAACAAGUUAAGGGCAAGAUUCUUGCCAAGAGAAUUAAUAUGCAUAUUGAGCACAUUAAGCACUCUAAGAGCCGAGAUAGCUUCCUGAAACGCGUAAAGGAAAAUGAUCAGAAAAAGAAAGAAGCCAAAGAGAAAGGUACCUGGGUUCAACUAAAGUGCCAGCCUGCUCCACCCAGAGAAGCACACUUUGUGAGAACCAAUGGGAAGGAGCCUGAGCUGCUGGAACCUAUUCCCUAUGAAUUCAUGGCAUAAUAGGUGUUAAAAAAAAAAAAUUAAGGACCUCUGGGCUGUAAAAAUGUUUCUCUUCAUUGAGUAGAAGUGUGGUGUC
This is a messenger RNA of Symphalangus syndactylus (siamang), 574 nucleotides long. Its product is annotated as large ribosomal subunit protein eL21-like. Gene Ontology annotation, cellular component: ribosome. Gene Ontology annotation, biological process: translation. Lineage: Eukaryota; Metazoa; Chordata; Mammalia; Primates; Hylobatidae. The record is from RefSeq and is a predicted model, not a curated record. Gene Ontology annotation, molecular function: structural constituent of ribosome.